Penicillium paradoxum is the source of this 1203-nucleotide messenger RNA. Its product is annotated as SGNH/GDSL hydrolase family protein. The record is from RefSeq and is a predicted model, not a curated record. The transcript is spliced from 10 exons. NCBI's taxonomy places the organism in Eukaryota, Fungi, Ascomycota, Eurotiomycetes, Eurotiales, Aspergillaceae. Gene Ontology annotation, molecular function: carboxylic ester hydrolase activity. The coding region runs from base 1 to 1203 and encodes 400 amino acids.
AUGCGGUUCGGACAGCGAUUUACGGCCCUCCUCUCGUGGGCCAUGGUCGCUUCGGCCACCAUUCUCGAGAACGGUCAGCCCAGACUGAACCCUUAUCCCGGCCAGCGAGAGCCGGUCACUCUGGACGAAUCCUGGAGAAGCUAUCCGGCAAAUGCCCCAGAGAUCUCUUACAAAGGUCGAUGGGAUAGCCAGCACAUCUCUUGGUGGUCAGCACCGGGCAUCAAGUUCGAGUUUACCGGUGAAAAGGUCGCCGUCAACUUCGGCCCUAGCACCAUCCCAGGUGUGCUGGUCGCCUACCGCGUCGGCUCUCUGGACUGGCAAUUCUCUAACGUCACCGCCGACUCAACAUAUCAAUUCGUUGGUCCCUGGUCAGAGCUCAAGGAUGGCGAUGAACCAAUCGGCAAAAAUCUGUUUGAGAUGAGAGUUCAGAUUGCUGGUGUCGCUGUCGCUAAUGAUGCCGAGAUCACCAAGGCCCCGACCUUCGGAAAGAGAGUCGAGAUCAUCGGUGGAUCCCUUGCAUCUGGACAAUUCGCAACUUAUGAAACUAUGUCCUCGUGGUCCUGGAUGUUCGCCAACGGCCUGGGCAAUGUUGAAUACGGCAUUACAGCCUAUCCCGGCGUUUGCCUUGCGGAUCAGCAAUGUUACGGCGGCCAAUCUCGCGGCAUAGAAUGGUACUGGCACCGCGCCUCGGACCCCGGCUCUCGUGCUCGUGCAAUCUACGACCACGACCCCGAGCACUGGGACGUCAAGGCCGAGCAACCUGCCGAUCUUGUGGUUAUCCAGAUGGGCGGCAAUGACCACCGUCACCCCAACGAAAUCCCCGGGCGGGAUUACUACCAUGCCUACGUUAGCUUGGUUGAAAAUAUCCACUCUAACUGGCCCAACGCCGUCAUUCUCCUCAUGUCCCAAUGGGGAGGAUUCAAAAAGGAAGGCAAGAAUUACGUCGGUAGCACCUACUACCUUGAAGAAACCCGCGAGGUGAACGAACACUUCAAGGAUCGCGGUUUCGUCUACUACUUCCCCACCGAAGGACUCCUGCAACACAACGACAUCAACCCCAAGAACCACCUGACAGAUGUCGGCAGUGUCAAGAUUGCCAGCCACCUGUUGCAGUGGGUUAAGUUGGUUCUCCGGUGGAAGCUUGAGCCCACCGGCGAAGUCCAGUCUGGAACUGCCUACUGGAACGAUCAGCAGGAAUACUGA